This is a messenger RNA of Lecanosticta acicola, 723 nucleotides long. The record is from the annotation of a GenBank genome assembly. NCBI's taxonomy places the organism in Eukaryota, Fungi, Ascomycota, Dothideomycetes, Mycosphaerellales, Mycosphaerellaceae.
AUGGCGCCUCUUACGCUAGCGCUCAAAAGCACCCUCGCGCUGCUUAUGAUCGAUUCGAUAGUCGAGCUCUCCCUCAUCUCAAGCAUGGUCUCAUGGCUCCACCGGCGUGCGGGACGGGACUUCAUCAUCGACUACAACAACACCACGUUUCCUCUGCAUGGCAAACCCCUCAAUCUGCUCGUCGACCAAGGCCACACCAGCAACGGCGCAGCCGGAACGGCUUUCGUCCUGAUCGGUCUCGGGGGAAUCCUCGCGCUGUGGCUCCGCAACUACAAGCUGGGCAGACCGAUCUACUACUUCUGGCUCGUCAUGGCACAGCUAUCCAUGCUCCUCACGCUCGCCGCGUUGAUCUACACAUUCGUUCUCACCCGUGAGCAUGAGGGACAUGCCAUCGAUAUAGCUCUCGCCGCUAGCCUGGACAACAAACCGUAUCCGAACAUGGUACCGUACCCGAUGGACAAGUGGACACCAGAGCUUUGGUUCUCGGCGGUGUUGGAGUUGUCGCUGAGAGAGCGCAGCGACAGGAGUGAUAUUCGAGGGCAUUUGAGGGUCAUGAAGGGCUGGAGAUGGAAUUUGAUACCGAUGUUCAUCCUGGGUCUGGCGGUUGCUGUCUUGGCGGUGAUGGAAGCCUUUGUGAGGAGAAGGCAGGUCAGCGGUCGUGAUGAGAUGGCCAGGGAGGCCGAGAAGAAGAUCUCGGACUCAACUGAUACUGCGAGAAACUGA